GCAAAAUUUCUUAUCACGGUCAUAUUCUUCUUAAUUGUGUUCAUACAAAGUACGAUUCGUAACGCGUGGAAAAUGGACAAAUUUACUUAAACUUUUUGAUUUAUUUAGCGUGAAAUCGAUGCUUAGUGUGAAGGUGUAGAGACGGAAACAUAAUCGAGAAGACGGUGAAGGAAGCGGAAUGAAAGAGUGACUGGAAAUUUAACGUUGUCGUUACUUUCAAAGAUGAGAGCAUUGGAUACAAUUAUGAAUUCAACUUGCGCCUAUUGUACACUCGAACCGCCCCCUGACAUCCUUCACAUACCGCCGCCACCAUUCCCGGCCAUUCUUCAGCAAGGCUCCGAAUUUUAUCCGAGCUCUGACAUCCUGCCAUUCCCACCGUAUUUAAAUGACAGUCCCUGUAAGCAUUUCUGCGACCGUCGCUCCGAGGGAGUCCAAUACAUAGAAAUGCCUCAACAAGGGACUGUUUUUGACGAUACGUGGCUCUUGAUUUUAAUAUCGUCAUGCGUCGGUGUCAUUUUUAUUGGCAUAGUGCUUGCGACGUUGCUUCUAAAAUGCAAAUUCAAUAGAAACGGGAAAGGCGGGGUGAUUUCCAUGCCGAAUGCGACCUCCAGCAUGCAAACAAAGAAUGGCAGACUCCAAAACGAGGCGGUGCUCUAUCCUUGCGCGGCGGACACCAUGCAGGACAGUCGAGUCAUGUGGGCCACCCUUACUCCACGCGGGACGACAAGGCACUAUUUAGAGGAGCACACGUAUGAAACCAUCGGGGGUGGGCAGUUCCACAAACGUUCCUGUACGACCACACCAACCGAACAUGUAAAACUCAAGACAUAUGCCGAUCCACCAGUUAUUUCCCCGGUGCAAAAUCGUCCAAAGGAUGACAAAGCAUUUGAUAACACUGCUUUCGUAGAUUACGAAGAACCAUUAUCUAUUAAAACUGAAUAUUAUCAGCUCAAUGACGUUCUGGAACCGAAUGAAUCCGGAAUACUUACGAUUCAGAGAGGAACCCUUCGUCCACACGUAAGUUCUCCGACGAGAAUUGAGCAUCCGAAUCUACCCCCGUUGAAUCUUCAUCCGCAUAAACGCGCAUCUCGCAAGGGCUCCAGCACGCAGCACACCUCGGACACAUUGUUGAGAAGCAGCAUCACAUCGUCCACUUACAUACCUACCAUAUAAACGUGCUCAUAUAUAAAUAUAUAUAUAUAUAUAUAUAUAUAUAUAUAUAUAUAUCUUCUCUUUCUUGUCAUACAUUUCUUUCAGGAUUCCGCCUGAUAAGCUCGAGUUACGUCGUGCACCUUCUACAUCCUCGUUAAUAUCAUCGUAUCUAGUCAUUGUAAGCACAUGCUGACCGCCAAGUAAAAAAAGAAACGAUAUAAUCGUGAGAAAUAACUUCUUUUUUAUUGAUUGAUAUGACGAUAUUGUGAUUGUGAUUGUGUAGAAUGGUAGAUCGUAGACUUAAUAGAAUAAAUAAUAUACGUUACAUUUGCAUCUUACGAAAUAAAACAAUGCAUAGCAAAAGAUA
Monomorium pharaonis (pharaoh ant) is the source of this 1519-nucleotide messenger RNA. RefSeq lists its product as uncharacterized. NCBI's taxonomy places the organism in Eukaryota, Metazoa, Arthropoda, Insecta, Hymenoptera, Formicidae. The record is from RefSeq and is a predicted model, not a curated record. The transcript is spliced from 6 exons. Bases 223 to 1173 code for a protein of 316 amino acids.